GCUUUCUCCACAGCCAAACAGCACGGGAAGGAAAAAAGUUGCAAAACGGUGUUCUGAGCCGCAAACGACACGAAUUCCGUGCGUCCAGUGUGGAGCAAACUCUUUUUACUGAGAUGGUUCUGCGAUUGAAUGACGACGAUCAUCCCAAUGAGUUUAUCUCGUUCAUUUCCUCUCUGAAAAGGGAUACUGAAGAAUUGGCGCGUGAGUAUCUCAAACGGAUUGCGGCAAUGGCUUAUCCGAUCAUGAAAAAGAAUGGUCUGGGUCUUACUUCGUUGGACGAAGCAGCAUACAAUGCCAAGUUUUGGGGACGAAACUGGAACAAGGGAGAAUGCGUCGAGCUCGUUCUCCAGGAUGCUCGAGGCCAUUGGCUCCCAUUUGAAUUUGUUAUGGAUGUGUUCUUGCACGAAUUGUGCCAUGUAUGGCGUUCUCCCCACGACGCUGUGUUCCAUAAGCAUUUGGCUGCCCUGCGUCAAGAACUCGUAGUCCUCCUGAGUAAAGGCUACAAGGGUGAAAAGAAAUACAUGACGUGGGAUCGGUUUCCGCUAGCUUCAGUCGUAGGCAGCAUGGCACCUAUGCACGGAGGUCCCACUUCACUGCAACAACGUUCUCAUUUAAGCCAAAUCGAACUGUGUGGAGGCUCACUUAGUCGCCGUCGGCGGCGUUCCAAAGCUGCAGCUACACCAUCGACAAAGGGCAGAAAGUCAACUUCGUCGUCUACUCGACAGCAACGAGUUCGCAAGCCCAAGCCGAAAGGCGAGAAGCUGGGUCGCGAUCUGGGUUUACGCGCAAGUCUGCUGCAGUCAACUGCCAAACCACAAGCCCAGAGCUCUCGGGGCCGUGAGGCUCGUGUCGCUGCAGCUCUUUUGCGAUCUCAAACCGACAGUGGCACUCAAAAGACCUUGCAAUGGCCGCACAAAGAGCCAAACUCGUCACUGAUCUGACGAAACCGUUGUAUGACACAUCCCGUGCGCCAGUGAUCCCACUGCCACUGCUACACUACCACUGCUACCACUAUGUACCAUUACUCCUAACAUGACACGAGUGCACCGCACGUCGCAUCCCUUCACUACACUCGCUUUUCUCACUAACCUUUGUUAACCUGCACUAACGUGCGUUGCCUCUCUCUACCCUGCGUUAUAUCACAUUUAGCGAUGCCGUGCGAUGUACAGCAUCGCCACGCAAUUUAUCGGAGUUUACGUUGCGAAGCAGCACGUUACUACCCUUCGUGAUAGAGGGCAGUGUCGCGUCUUCAACGCGUGUACAGCCCCCUACGACAAAGCCAACCGUGGCAGCAAAACUGACGUCAACCGCGUCACGUUACCUGUCCGCUGACCAACUCGACAGUCUGUGUGUCUACGAGAACACAGGACAGCGUCUGUGUGAAUUCCGGCACGUGUAGCUUUACCCGCAGGGGCUGCUAGUACCGUAGCGGUAUUCAUGACGCUGUUUAGAACGUUACAGUGAGAAGUGCGCAUGUUUAGCUUUCUCAGCUCGAAUGUCUCGCGCGUCGCGAAUUUAGAAGCUCAGCUACUUGGCUUUGAUUGGCCAGCGCAUUUGGAGGAGUGCCGAUCCUCCUCCCUUGACCCGAGUUUGCUAUUUUUAAAUCUUACGUCGCACCUACGUCAUGCUCAGCGGCGGUUGGGAAUCGCGAGUGGACGGAGAGAGGAUCACAAGCGUCUUGGCGUAGUAGUAGUAGCCGGUAGUCUGGAGGGAGACAUGUGAGCAGAGGGCGCCCUGCGGUAUCUCGAUAAUUGAGG
Messenger RNA from Schizosaccharomyces japonicus yFS275, 1757 nucleotides. RefSeq names its product WLM domain-containing protein. Bases 114 to 941 code for a protein of 275 amino acids. Lineage: Eukaryota; Fungi; Ascomycota; Schizosaccharomycetes; Schizosaccharomycetales; Schizosaccharomycetaceae. The transcript has a single exon. The record is from RefSeq and is a predicted model, not a curated record.